Molecule: messenger RNA, 1094 nt
Organism: Juglans microcarpa x Juglans regia
Lineage: Eukaryota; Viridiplantae; Streptophyta; Magnoliopsida; Fagales; Juglandaceae
Product: 50S ribosomal protein L7/L12
Exons: 2
Coding region: 300-881 (193 amino acids)
Biological process (GO): translation
Cellular component (GO): ribosome
Molecular function (GO): structural constituent of ribosome
Source: RefSeq, a predicted model, not a curated record
CCCAGUCGACUACCCCCAUUUUCUCCCCCCUUCCCUUGUGAAAUCAGAUUCUCAAAUGAGUCAAAUCUCAAAUCCCUACCCAGCCACACUCUGCCGACUGGCACCCACCACAAUCAACAUCGUUGCAGCUCGAACCUCCUGACGCCAUCGCAGACUCCGUCGCCAUUGCAAACUCCGUCGAACUCUUUCCCGUGUGUUGUCUAGAGGUUAAAGGGUUCACCCCUGGGUACGAGGCGUGACAUUACUAGUUUUAACGAUCUCUAGUCCAUGAGUUAUUGGCUUCAUUGAUCUACAAAACCAUGAAGCUUAUUGCGCUUGCAAGAUCCAUUCGUGUUCAUCGCAUACUGCCUGAAGGAACUGGGCCUUUGCAGUUCCGUUACUUCCAGUCUGAUUUUGUUCCCAGAGAUCCCAAGGCCAAGCCGAAAAGGUUCAAAUAUCCACCAUCCUAUGACCCCUAUGGCCCUAGACCCCCACCCUCUGAGAAAAUUAUUAAUCUUUCUGAACGGAUUGUGGCACUAUCCCCUGAAGACCGCAGACAAAUUGGUCCCACUCUCAGCAACAAGCUAAGGCUUCCAAAGCUGCAGCCAGUUUCAGUGGAAGGUAUUGACUUGGGCACACAGGGAGGAGCUGCUGGAUCUGCAAAGGCUGAGGAGAAGAAGGCCGAGAAAACAGCAUUUGAUGUGAAGUUGGAGAAGUUUGAUGCAGCUGGCAAAAUCAAGGUAAUCAAAGAAGUCAGGGCUUUUACUAGUCUGGGAUUGAAAGAGGCGAAAGACCUGGUUGAGAAGGCUCCCGUUUUGCUUAAGCAAGGGGUCACCAAGGAGGAGGCAAAUGACAUAAUAGAGAAACUAAAGGCUGUCGGAGGAGUUGCGAGUAUGGAAUAGAAUUCCGGGGUGUUUUGAUUGGUUUCUGGGAUUUUGGAAAGUUUCGGAUAUUUAAAAAUAUCAAUUUUGUAAUGCGGAUGGAUAGCCAUCAAAAGAGCUUUUUGGAGAAUAAUUUAUAGUUGAACUUAUUAAGUUGUGCUUGAUUUGAAUAGAGGCCGGUUGAGCAUUUUUUGUUUUGACGUUGAGAUGAGUUUAAUUGAACUGUGAAUAAUA